AUGCCAAAGUCUCAGCGGAAGUCGCAGAUCGUAGUCCCGGGUCUUGGACAACAUUAUACCAGUCCCAAGAAGGCGGCGCCUCGUCGCCCUACCGUUCUUCGACCCCUUGGUCAUGACCUUAAGAAGCGUCGCCUUACGGACGAGCUCAAUAGACUACUAGCCAACCCUGGGGCUACCAUCACUGCCGUGCCCGAUACUGCCGUGCCCGAUGUACCCUCAGGAGAGCAUGAUGACCGUGCACACAACGCCUCCGAUGCGCUGGACAAUCUCGCGGCUCAAAUGAUCACCAACAUGGACAUGGACCCUCCAACACCUCGUGGGACGGCGCCGCCUCCACCGAAAGCCAGUGGCGAGGCUAGCAGCAAGUUGUAUAGCAGCUGGGCAAGCCUAUUGCCGACCCUCGUUGAGCCCCUACUCGAGUAUGAACGCCAGUCGAUCGGUAAACCGCUGACAUCACCAUCCAGCAUCCUCCGCGGAUGCACCAAUGGCCGCAAUAUAGAUUGCGAGUUCAGAACGCUCAAUAUGCUGUGCUUAUUCCCAGACCACUUCCGGAUGCUGGAGGUGCAAGGAUGUAAAUGUCAAACAAUUCCCCAACGCCUCGUCACCCAUGGUCUCUUUCCCACUUCCCCGGCGCAGCCACGAAUUGCCAUCUCGAUCGACCUUCUCAAUCUCUUCCAUUCUCUCUUCGAGGAAUCCUGCGACGCCGUCCAUGCGAUGUCCCACGCCUUGAAGAAGUACUACCUUCGUCGUGGCUACAUGCUUACAAGCAACCAAACAGGGGACGAAGUCAAGGAACCCUUUCGCCGAAGCCUCGGAUAUGCGAUGCAAUGGCACGACACGUUGCGUUUGCUUUCAGCCAUCAGCACGACGGUCGAGCCCCACAAUACCUCCUCUCCUCCUGAUAUAUCCUCUGAACUUCCCAACGAAGUGCUAGCCAACCAUGGAAUUGAUCAGGCCCCCUCGCUUCCUGCAAGGGAGCUGCAAAUUCGAUGCCCUGCCUGCUUCGGCGGAGACAAGUUCGGUGUCCCCUUUUCAGAGGGAGGUGACUUUCACGUCGCUGUUGACGGAAACUUCCAUCAUCGACAUCGGCGCAGUGCUGGCGACAGCGCGAGAUUUCACAAACCAGAGUAUUUCCUGUCAAAGGAACAAGUUGAUCGAGUGGGCGUUCAUAUUCACAAGGCUCGAAAGGGUAAACCAAAGGAAAUAAGGCCCGUCGUGCCCAAUGAGGCUAUUGAUCAAUGCAAGCAGUCUCAUGAUGCUGCAAACGACAACAAGGCUAAAUCGAAUGUGGAACAAUUUGAUGAUCAUGGGAUUAGUGCACUGGUCUGUCGCCACGGAGCUCCGCUUUUCACCACCAACAUCGAUACCCCCGGUGAGCAGCAGAAGUACGCUGUCGCUCUCAUACAACACCUCUUUCGGCGCAUUCCCGACAAUUCGACCGUGCUCGUCCUUUACGAUGUAGGCUGCGUCUUGAACCGAUCAAUGGAGUUGUAUGAUAUCUUCCCUCCAGAUAUAACUGCCAGACUCGAAUUCGCGACCAGUGCGAUGCAUGCGUACGCCCACCAGUGGUCCUGCCAACUAGUCUACAAUCCACGACUUCGAGAAGGUGUCGGACUUACUGAUGGCGAGGGCGUAGAACGUCUGUGGUCGAGGCUCCGCAAGCUCAUUGGGAUCACUCGUACAUCAGGCAGAUCUCGCCGGAUAUGGCUCGUCGACCGCCAGCUCAAUAGCAUCGGAUCUUCGCAUCGUGAAGACUUGGGUGAUUGGCUCACAAGGCGCUAUGCCUUUGCGCAAAAGGAAUCGAGGGCGAACGAGACUGUGGUACGGAACUCUGGGUUUACUGUCAAGGAGCUACAACAUGAGUGGGCUUUACAACGAGAGGCACAAUUGUCUCUCGACAGCAUCCUCAACCUUCAAUCGGAGCUAGACUCGCUAGACACGACGAUUGAAGCCACAAAAAAAGCCUUGAGUAAAGGCACGACCCCGCUGGCCUCCAGACUCCUUCCCGAGCUCACACUUACAGGAGAGAAGCUUCGGACGCAGGCCGAUCAAAUCUACGACACCCUCAAUGUCCAGAAUCGCUUCCCGGAGCUCAAGCAAUGCAGCCUCGAAUUUGUUCGCAUACUCCUGAUCCUUCGAGACUUGAAAGUCAACAUACGAAAGCGCGCAAUUGGCAGUUUCUUCGAAUGGGACAAGCUGGACCAAGCAGUAGGCGGACGACAACAAUCAAUAGGCACGAAACUUCACCAGCGCACAAGGAACGCAAUCACAAAGCGAAGGCCAGCAUUACUCACAGCCAUCAAUAAAUUCAAUGCGCUCUGUGGGACCCUCGAGAGAUUGCACGACCCCACAUGGCUGGUACCCUUGCCUAAGCCACUUCCAACACAGCUGAGCGGCCUUCGUGAUGCCCAAGAGCUCAUGGAGGAUGUCUGGAUCACACCGUCUGAUUCUGCGGUGCCACGAUGGCUCGAAAACCUCGACGUUCGGAACGGCAUUCGGUCGAUGCAGAAGAUCCAUCGUUGUACAGAGGAAACUGUUCGACUGCAUCGCGAGGCCGAGAAUAUGUGUCUCUGGCUUACUGCUGAAUCAGCCGCAGUACGUCAGGCAUUGACGAUACCUCGUCAUAAGAACCUUCUUUUGCGUUUAGAGCAGUACCUCGCCUCCAUCGAACGCCUUGAGGCUCGAUGGGCAUGUUCACUCAUUAGCCGCAAGCGCCUUCGGGGGAUACUUGAUCAGUCGAGGCCUAAUCCAACGCGGUUGACGCCACCCUCAACUCCCUCAAAUCAAGGGACGUUCACGACAUCAGUCGACUGCUCGAUAGAGGCCGAUUAUCCCAAGGACGACGAUGAAGUCCUUGCCGAUGAAGCUCGCUUCCUUGAGCCUGAAGCGAUCAUCCUUUCCGACAUCCUUGACAACGCAGAAGAUGCAUCAGAUGACGGCUUGGAAACGGAGGUCACCCCAAUCGAGGCUCCAGUCAGCCUUUGUCACUCUGAGCACACCAGGACACCAAGGGCCGACCAGGACAACGACAUCAAGCCACUGGUUAAGCACAGUGAUCUAACCGACCGCCACCAUAUUGCGUUAAAUAAGGACAGCGAAUCAACGGUAUCUGGUCGCCUGGCUUCUAUUCAUUGGGCUCUACCCGUGAGUGUCCGAUGCUUCUUCCACCUUGUGCGCGUUUACUGA
Messenger RNA from Pleurotus ostreatus (oyster mushroom), 3186 nucleotides. RefSeq lists its product as uncharacterized. Lineage: Eukaryota; Fungi; Basidiomycota; Agaricomycetes; Agaricales; Pleurotaceae. Bases 1 to 3186 code for a protein of 1061 amino acids. The record is from RefSeq and is a predicted model, not a curated record. The transcript has 11 exons.